AAUCGGGCCAGGGCUCAUAGGCUCAUCAUCAUAUAAAUUUGCAGCACCGUUUGACGAAGACAGUUGUCAACAGAAGUAACCUCCAUUAGGACUCGAAAGAUGGCGAAAGUUUCCGCUGUACUGAUUGGAAUCGCACUAGGCCUACUUGGCCUGGUCUCAGUUUCAUCGGGACAGGCCGGUAUCACGAGAGUCGGCACCAACAGUGUCCAAUUUGCGUGUCCUGAUGGCCGCUUCCAGUUCAUCAUCGUCACCAUCAGCACCAAAUUCAGUGCCGUCGACGGACAACACACAAACUCGGCUCAGUUCAGCGUUGAGGUCAACGGUCAGCGAAUUGAAACUAUCACCAACUCUCUAAACGUCUUCAAGGGCGGAAGCAAAGGACACUACUGGGGUUAUGAGACCUAUGCAGUAUCGCAGAAGAUGAUCACUUAUGGGGUGUUGCCGGGUAACAGUGUAAGAGUCAAUUUCCUUGGCGGGCAACAGCAUAUUAGCAGUGACAUUCGUGUCGACCUAUCUAACUAGAUCACCGUGCACGACCCAAAUUUACCCCUGACACGAGUGCUUUUAUACACACUUUCGGCAUCAGCCUACUUUGUUCCCAUGACCAUAGACAAGAUAUUAUAACAAUAACUUUUCUAAUGCCCCAAUUUUCCAUCAUGUUUUUAUAUAACUUUUUAAAGAAAAAUUUUUUUUAAAAAAAGAAAAAAAAACCUUUCUGCAA
Molecule: messenger RNA, 721 nt
Organism: Frankliniella occidentalis (western flower thrips)
Lineage: Eukaryota; Metazoa; Arthropoda; Insecta; Thysanoptera; Thripidae
Exons: 2
Coding region: 100-522 (140 amino acids)
Source: RefSeq, a predicted model, not a curated record